CGUCCUAAAGCUGUCCAAUCCCGCACGAGCACCUGCUUUGGCGUCUCCGUGCGUUUGGGAGGAACAUGGCCGACAGGCUCACGCAGCUCCAAGACGCGGUGAACUCGCUGGCAGAUCAGUUCUGUAAUGCCAUCGGAGUCCUGCAGCAGUGUGGACCUCCCGCCUCCUUCAGUAAUAUCCAGACAGCAAUUAACAAAGACCAGCCUGCCAACCCUACAGAAGAGUACGCCCAGCUUUUUGCUGCUCUGAUUGCACGAACAGCAAAGGACAUCGAUGUUUUGAUAGAUUCCUUACCCAGUGAAGAAUCUACAGCGGCUUUACAGGCCGCCAGCUUAUAUAAGCUAGAAGAAGAAAACCAUGAAGCAGCGACAUGCCUGGAGGACGUGGUUUACCGAGGCGACAUGCUUCUGGAAAAGAUUCAGAGUGCGCUCGCUGACAUCGCGCAAUCCCAGCUGAAGACGAGGAGUGGUUCCCACAGCCAGGCUCUUCCAGACUCUUAGCACCAGAAACCUGGUGGUGAAGCCAAGGACUAUUUCAGCACAUUAUGAAUUCUGCAUCAGAUUUUGAUACAAGCCUUACCAACAGUUAUGGAAACAUACACUAUAAUACUUGUUACCUUUUUAGCUAUUUUAAUAAUCUUCUAUUUUCACUCUUGAUAAAUAAGCUUACAAAAUUGUGAUUGAACCAGCUUUAAACCAUCACUAUGCGGUCAUUUUUUUAUCUGAACGAAAUUAUUAAGGCAGUUAUUGCAUUAAUGUUCAUAAUAUAAUUCAGAUACACUAUGAAGUUCUGUCUUCUUUUUUCUUGCAUGUUGGGGCUGGAACCCAGGGUCUAGCACAAGCUAGGCAGGCUGUUUGCCAUAGAGUUACACUCCAGCCUCAA
Chinchilla lanigera (long-tailed chinchilla) is the source of this 882-nucleotide messenger RNA. It is a transcript of the gene Med21, whose product is annotated as mediator complex subunit 21. The transcript is spliced from 4 exons. Gene Ontology annotation, molecular function: transcription coregulator activity. NCBI's taxonomy places the organism in Eukaryota, Metazoa, Chordata, Mammalia, Rodentia, Chinchillidae. Gene Ontology annotation, cellular component: mediator complex. Gene Ontology annotation, biological process: regulation of transcription by RNA polymerase II. The record is from RefSeq and is a predicted model, not a curated record. The coding region runs from base 66 to 500 and encodes 144 amino acids.